Hippocampus zosterae (dwarf seahorse) is the source of this 1474-nucleotide messenger RNA. Its product is annotated as brain-specific homeobox/POU domain protein 3-like. Bases 146 to 1255 code for a protein of 369 amino acids. Gene Ontology annotation, biological process: regulation of transcription by RNA polymerase II. Lineage: Eukaryota; Metazoa; Chordata; Actinopteri; Syngnathiformes; Syngnathidae. Gene Ontology annotation, molecular function: RNA polymerase II cis-regulatory region sequence-specific DNA binding; DNA-binding transcription factor activity, RNA polymerase II-specific. The transcript is spliced from 2 exons. The record is from RefSeq and is a predicted model, not a curated record.
CCUUCAAGUACUGCACAUGGGAGGACUGAAGGAUUUUCCACCUCUUUGAAUACAUUUUACAACUUUUUGAAGUGUUUUUUCUUUUUUCAUACUUGCGCAAAGAGGACGACGGAUCUCUGCGUCGCUGGCCCUCGCCUGCGUCAUCAUGAUGUCGAUGAACAGCAAGCAGCCGUUCAGCAUGCACCCCAUCCUGCACGAACCCAAGUACACGCCGCUGCACUCCAGUUCCGAGGCCAUCCGCCGGGCCUGCUUGCCCACGCCGUCGCUGCAGGGCAACAUCUUCGCCGGCUUCGACGAGACGCUCCUGCAGCGGGCGGAGGCGCUGGCCGCCGUGGACAUCGUGAGCCAGAAGAGCCACCCGUUCAAGCCGGACGCCACCUACCACACCAUGACCACCAUGACCAGCAUGACGUGCACGCCCACGUCGUCGUCGGCGCACUUGCACCACCCGUCCGUGCUCACCUCGCACCACCACCCGGCGGCGCACCACCACCAGCCGGCGCAGGGCCUGGAGGGCGACCUGCUGGAGCACCUGACGCCCGGCAUCUCCCUGGGCGCUAUGGCCGGCUCGGACGUGUGCUCCACGGCGUCGCACAUGAGCGCCAUCAACCACAUGCAGCACCACCACCACCACCAUCACCAUCCGCACCACCCGCAGUCCAUGAACAUGCACGCGCACGGCCUGGCCUCGCACGGCUCUCUAGGGGGCGCCGCGGCGGCGGGGGUGGUGGUGGGCGCGGGCGGCGGAGGCGGCGGAGGCCCGGCGGGCGGCGACGCGGAGCCCGACCCCCGGGAGUUGGAGUCGUUCGCCGAGCGCUUCAAGCAGCGGCGCAUCAAGCUGGGCGUGACGCAGGCGGACGUGGGCGCCGCGCUGGCCAACCUGAAGAUCCCCGGCGUGGGUUGCCUGAGCCAGAGCACCAUCUGCAGGUUCGAGUCGCUGACGCUGUCGCACAACAACAUGGUGGCGCUCAAGCCCAUCCUGGAGGCCUGGCUGGAGGAGGCGGAGCGGGCGCAGCGGGAGAAAAUGGCCAAGCCGGAGAUCUUCAGCGGCGGCGACAAGAAGCGCAAGCGCACGUCCAUCGCGGCGCCCGAGAAGCGCUCGCUCGAGGCCUACUUCGCCGUGCAGCCGCGGCCCUCGUCCGAGAAGAUCGCCGCGAUCGCAGAGAAGCUGGACCUGAAAAAGAACGUCGUGCGCGUCUGGUUCUGCAACCAGCGGCAGAAGCAGAAGCGCAUGAAGUUCUCCGCCACGCACUAAAAAAAAAAAAAAACGACAAACGAGCGGAGAAGAGCGAAAGAAAGAAAAGAAAAGAACAAAGUCCCCGUUUUUCCCUUUGGGGAGACGCAUCGUGGAGCGGCUCUUUGUGCCUCGACAAGACGUUUCAUCACCUCGAGCGUUGUGGGAGGCGACCAAAUAAGACUUCCGUUACUCCACUUGAGCAGAUCCUUGGAGUAACGUAAAUCAGGGAGUGUGAGA